AUGUCACCCAAGUAUAUGGUCAUUGGUGUUAUAGCGCUUGUUUUGAUUUCCACUGAUUACUUAUGUGGUUCGGUUGGAAGUGUGGAAAUCACCAUGGCUCAUAAAUCUUGCAAAUGUUUUAACAUAACCGAUGACAAUGAAUCGGUGAAAUGUCAAUGUGCUCACAGCGAACUCGAAACAAUUCCAAAUGAUCUGCCUACGCCUUUGCACAUUUUGAUGAUUCGAAAGGCUGCAAUAGAAAAAUUAACAAAGGAUUCAUUCACUAACUACAAAAAGAGCCUUACAGACAUGGAAAUCGUUCAAACGGGAAUCAAGGAACCACCGCACUUAAGUUUAUUGAGGACCAAUAAUACUUCUCUCCAUACAGUAGACCUCGAAAGCAAUAGAAUAGAAAAAGUAAUUUCAGGAGGACUGUCGAUCAGCGUUGAACAACUUCAGCUCAAUUAUAAUUGUAUUACCGAACUAGGACCAUUGGCUUUCAAUAACGCCGAAAUCGCCACAGUUAAUUUGAGAGGCAAUCGUAAACUUCAAAAACUGGACGCUCAAGCUUUCGUUGGGAUUAAAAGUCUUCGCUACCUAGACUUGUCGGAAACAUCAAUCCAAAGUCUGCCUACAGCCGGUCUCGAAGAAUUGGAAAAUUUGAAAAUCGAAAAAACGUACACUAUGAACGUUUUCCCGUCCAUCUACAACUUCAAGAACAUUAAAGAAGCAUGGUUGACAUAUCCGUAUCACUGUUGUGCUUUCCAUUUUCCCAAAACACACAACCCGCAAGGAUACGCAGAUCAUGAGAAACUCCAACAAAAAAUGUUUCAAGAAUGCAAAAAUAUACCAUUUGUAGACCCUAUUUCUACGGUAAAAACAAUGCACUCGACGACGGAGAAUUUUAUUGGCGAUGAAAUGUUUCAUACUGGUGACGUGACUGUUGGCACCAAAGUUGACGUGAUUUGCGGCAACGUGUCGAAAAACUAUCUGGAAGUCAAGUGUUACCCGGCGCCAGAUGCGUUCAACCCGUGCGAGGAUCUAAUGGGAAACUGGACGCUGCGCGUGGCCGUGUGGAUCGUGGCCGUGGCCGCUCUGCUGGGCAACAUGGCAGUGUUGUUCGUGUUGCUCAGCAGUCGGUUCCGGUUGACGGUGCCCAAGUUCCUCAUGUGCAACUUGGCCAUGGCCGACUUUUGCAUGGGACUCUACCUGUUGCUGAUUGCCGUUAUGGACGCUCGAUCGAUUGGACAGUACUUCAAUCACGCCAUAUUCUGGCAGAGAGGUAUCGGUUGCCAAGUAGCCGGUUUCCUGACCGUGUUCUCGUGCAUGCUGUCCGUGUUUACGCUGAUGAUCAUCACCGGCGAACGUUGGUACACUAUCACUUACGCCAUACACCUUAACCGUCGGCUCAAGCUCGGCGCCUCCGUCAACAUAAUGGCCGUCGGUUGGCUGUUUUCGGUGGUCAUGGGUGCGUUGCCGCUGAUGGGCACCAGUGGUUACUCGAAGACCAGCAUUUGCCUGCCCAUGGACAACUCAUCGUUCGCCGACAAAGUGUACCUGUUCUCCUUGCUGACGUUCAACGGCAUCGCGUUCGUAGUGAUAUGCGCGUGCUACGCAAAGAUGUACUCGUCGAUCAGGGGCGGCCGCGAGGCAGUGGCGUCGGUGGCCCGGUCCGACAUGACGGUGGCCAAGCGCAUGGCCCUGCUGGUGUUCACUGACUUCGCGUGCUGGGCGCCGGUGGCGUUCUUUGGGCUGACCGCGCUCGCCGGUUACCCACUCAUCGACGUGCCCAAGACCAAGAUACUGCUGGUGUUCUUCUACCCGCUCAACUCGUGCGCCAACCCGUAUCUGUACGCGCUGCUCACACAACAGUACCGCCGCGACCUGUUCGUGCUGCUCAGCCGGUUCGGCGUGUGCAGCCGUCGCGCGGACGAGUACAAGGGAACGGGCCCGGUGCCGUGCGGCCGCCGCAAGGCCCACUGCAACGACGCACAACGGCACCGGGACCGACGGGGCUACGGGGGCGGAGGUGGCGGCGGCGGCGGUGGCUUCGGUGGUGGCGACGACUGCGGCGGCGGCGGGGGCGGUGGAUACGACGACGUGGGACAGAGCGGCGGCGGCGGCAGUAACCAUCACCGCGGUUCUGUGAUGACCACCGUCACGUCCGUCGACUCGGUGGUCGCGUGCCGGCCGGGAUCGCUGACGCCGCUCCAGGAGGCGCUCAACUGCAGCGCCGAGUACGCGGCGCACCGCGCUCACUCGCCACCGCAAACGCCGUCGCCGGUGCAACAGCUGCAGCAGCCGUCGCUGAUGACGCCGAUGCAGCAGAACUUGGAACUGAUGCCGCUGCAUCGGGCUUGACGUACGGCCGCCGCCGGAGACCGGGAUUACGACUAUCUUGACGGCGAAGACGACGACGACGACGACGACUACUACGAAGGCGAUUCCGUGUCUGCCAUUUCGAUGCAACUGCGACAGGGAUCGCGCGACGGGUGCAGCGAGUGACGCCGAAGUCUCGACCGCCAACGGUCCACCGUCGAAGACCCGACCGCAAACCAUCACCGCCGCCCGCCGCGUUUUCGAUGAUAAUAAUUUCGUUAUUAUUAUUUUGACACGCGUGCCAGAUCUUUGGUGAGUUUCGCCAUCGUUGAUGAGAUGAUAUUGUUAUGAAACCGAUCGCUCGUUUUUGUAAAAACAGUACGAUUUUCCGUUUUUGAUCUAGCCACGUGCGUGGAUAUAAGAUAGGUAAGUUUAGGUAAUUGUAUGCUGUUUAUAUAUUUAGGUAUCAUACACGGCUGGGCGAGUUGGCUAUUUUUUUUUUUGAGUCACCAAGUCAAUAUAACUAACGUAACAUUAUGUAGAUAAAUGUAAAUUAAGUUACUUCCCAUCAUUUUUAACGAAUAUAUUUUACAACAUAAACAGAAAAAUAAACUCAGAUAACUUAGUUAGAAAAAACUAUUAAUUACACUUAUAUUUUUUUUAAACUGAAUAUUUAAAAUCUAUGGCAAUCCACAAUAUUAGUACAUUUGAUUUAAUACGCACAAAAAUAAAAAUAAUACGUAUAAGAGUAAUAACAGGAAAAUGACAGAAAAGAAAGGCAUUCAAUGAUUACAUCCUAUACUUGCUAAGAUUAUUAAUUAUUUUGAUAAAUUGUUUGAGCGAUAACGGCCCCAAUGUCUCUAUAAAAGUAUAAACGUCGAACUCCGAGUUAACACUUAUUUGGUAGUGUUAUAAUUAUAGAAAUAUUUGAAAAUAAUAUGUUUGGGUGAGAAUGUAAUUUUCUAUAGAAAGCCAUGUUAACGUGUAUUUACAUAAGUUAUUUCGAGCUCUCUUUAAAUGCAGAAAUAAUGAAUUUAACACAUCGACAGUCUACAUUUUAAAAAAAUAAUAACAAAUAAAUAUUUUAGUACCUAUUAAGGUACACUAACAUAAUAUAAGCAUGUUAAAACUAUACCUAAAUGAUAUUAUUUACAAUUUUUUUUCUACAAACUAUAAUUUACACAAUAUAUUAAAAUAUAUUUUAUGCGGUCUUCAUAUUGCGAAAACAGUUAACUUAACGUGACUAUAUUACAAUUAUUAUUAAUGAACUGUAGUUUAGUAACUAUAGUAUCAUGGGAUAAAUUUUGACUUUUUAACGUAGAUGUUAUACUUUCAAAAAAACUGCAAAUUUUUUAUGUGACUUGGUUAAAAGUAAUUUAACUUUUUAACUCGUUAACGCCCAGCCUUGUAUACAUGUAUACAACGAUUACUGUAUAGUAGGUGUAUGUGUAGUAUGCGGCACAUAGGUAUUAUUGAUUAAUAUGUCGAGAGUAUAUUAUUAUGUUUUCGAUACAUGACGCAUGCCGCAAAAAUUCGAUUAGUCGACAAAAUAAUAAUAUACUAAAUAUUGUAUUUGUAUAGUUUAAACUUUAAAUCAUUAUAGUCCAUGUAUAGUCCAUAUUAUAAUAUUAUGACACAGUACAUAUUAUAAAGUGUUUUAAAAAAAUCUCAAAAAGUCAUGUUUUGUAUAGAAUAUUAUACUGACGACUUUAGUUAUUAAGUAUCUUAUAGCUAACUAAAUAAUAUAUUAUCAAUUGUAUACCUAAGUACCACCUUAUAAACUUUUGUACGAAUGUAGAUAGUAGAAACGAUAUUCAGGUAUAACUGUUUUCGUUAGAAAAAAUAAUUUAAUAACGGUUUGUCUAUAAAGAUGUUGUAUAAUAAUUAUAUUAUAUAUUAUUAUUAGUGUUGAUAAACUUAUGUUGCUGCCCUAAGUGUGUGUUGUUUAGUUUACUUUUUUAAUGUUUUGAAGACAAUUUAUAAAAUAAAUUACAUUAUUAACCUACAUCGGUGAUGGUUAUUAUUAUUUAAAAUGUCUGUAUAGAUUACCUACCUAUUUUUCUAUACCUAUGCAAUAUGAUAUCACGGUGGACCGUCCUAACUUCUUAUAAUAGUCAAUAGCGGUAUUAUACGCAUCUCCACAUAGUUAGCUCAAAAGAACCAGGAUACCAGGAUACCGGUUAAUUACCAGCUGGGUAAGUUCUUUGUUGAAGUGUUUUU
Molecule: messenger RNA, 4518 nt
Organism: Acyrthosiphon pisum (pea aphid)
Lineage: Eukaryota; Metazoa; Arthropoda; Insecta; Hemiptera; Aphididae
Product: lutropin-choriogonadotropic hormone receptor-like
Exons: 12
Coding region: 1-2340 (779 amino acids)
Biological process (GO): hormone-mediated signaling pathway; activation of adenylate cyclase activity; adenylate cyclase-activating G protein-coupled receptor signaling pathway
Cellular component (GO): plasma membrane
Molecular function (GO): protein binding; protein-hormone receptor activity; G protein-coupled peptide receptor activity
Source: RefSeq, a predicted model, not a curated record